Metarhizium brunneum ARSEF 3297 is the source of this 681-nucleotide messenger RNA. RefSeq names its product Ribonuclease P protein subunit p29 (gene POP4). Gene Ontology annotation, biological process: tRNA 5'-leader removal; rRNA processing. The record is from RefSeq and is a predicted model, not a curated record. Gene Ontology annotation, molecular function: ribonuclease P RNA binding. Lineage: Eukaryota; Fungi; Ascomycota; Sordariomycetes; Hypocreales; Clavicipitaceae. Gene Ontology annotation, cellular component: ribonuclease P complex; ribonuclease MRP complex.
AUGGCGGCAACAACCCCCCAGCAGCUUACGAAAGAUCUUCUUGCCAGAGCCCAUUCUCCAGAUAGUGUCAACCGCAUCUACAAUGAAAAAAUUCUACACCGUGCUCUACAUCUUCGGCCAUCUUCCCCCCCGCCCGCCGCAGUCAAUGCUCGAACUGCGCGGAGAAAGAUUCGGGACCAAAAAAAGGCAAGGAGCAAGGCCCGUCCGAAGCCUCUCUCAUCUCGAGAACGGCGGAAGCUAGGGCUGUACGACAUCCCCAAGGACGGUCAGAAAUACAGCAUAUAUGAGCCACUCUACGAACUAUGGCAAGGCUAUGCGAGGGAGAUUUUGGGGCGUGAUAUAUUCCGCCGUGGCCCCGAGGCAGCGGCCAAGUUGGCCAGCGCGGAACUCCAUGGUGCGCUUACUGAGGUCGUUAGAAGCCGAUGUCCGGGACGUGUGGGCUUGAAGGGCAUCAUUGUUCGCGAUCGCAAGUUCGUUAUCGAGAUAAUCACUGAAAAGAAGGGCAUCAAAAUUAUCCCCAAAGAAGGAACGACAUUCCGUAUUGAAGUUAGGCCCGAGACGACCCAAACGGCCUCUGAUUCGAAACCCUUUGUGUUUGAAGUCUUGGGGGAUCAACUGAUGCUUCGUUCCGCGGACCGCGCCAACAGAAAAUUCAAGCAGCACUUUCUCCCCGAUCUUUAA